CGUCUUGCUCUGGACGGGCGGAAGUAAAAGCCAUCUACCGCUUAUAGGAGCGGUUCAUGGUGAGGUUUGAGUCUUGCUGCCGAAAGACAGCUGUUCUCCAGCCUUUCUGACGGGAUGCAACGUACUCUUUCCUUAAGACAAAUAAGCAUUCCAAAGGGUUUGGCUCCGUGACCAUUAUGGCAUCAAGAAACCUCUGGUAUAUGAGAACUAAUUUUCUCUUUGGUUCAAGAUGUUGGAUGAUUCCAUUUUCAGUAGAAUUUCUCUUUAAAUCCAUUUCAUUGAGGCAUUUUAGUGUAAAGUGUCAUAAUGGAGACAGCCAGCCUUUGGAGAAUGAGGACCUACUGAACAACUUACUCACGAUGGGAGUAGACAUUGACAUGGCAAAGAAACGACAGCCUGGAGUCUUUAAUAGGAUGGUUACUAAUGAGCAGGACCUGAAGAUGUUCCUUCUCUCCAAGGGAGCUAGCAAAGAAGUGAUAGCUAGCAUCAUAUCACGAUAUCCACGGGCCAUCACACGCACUCCUGACAGUCUUUCAAAACGGUGGGAUAUAUGGAGGAAGAUUAUGACAUCAGACCUUGAAAUUGUACAUAUUUUGGAACGUUCUCCUGAAUCCUUUUUUCGCUCCAAUAACAACCUAAACUUAGAGAAUAAUAUAAAGUUCCUGUACUCAGUUGGAUUGACCCGCAAAUGCCUUUGUCGAUUGUUGACUAAUGCCCCUCGUACCUUCUCCAAUAGCCUUGAACUGAAUAAACAGAUGAUUAAACUUUUACAGGAAGUCUGUUUGUCCUUGGGUCACAAUGAUCCUGCAGAUUUUGUCAGGAAGAUAAUUUCUAAAAAUCCUUUCAUCUUAAUUCAGAGCACCAAGCGGGUGAAAGCUAACAUUGAAUUUUUACAGUCAACUUUCAACUUGAAUGGUGAGGAACUGCUGGUUCUGAUAUGUGGUCCAGGAGCUGAAAUCCUAGACCUCUCCAAUGACUAUGCCAAAAGAAACUACACAAAUAUCAAAGAGAAGCUGUUUUCUCUUGGAUGUACUGAAGAAGAGGUACAGAAGUUUGUCUUAAGCUAUCCUGAUAUGAUUUUCUUGACAGAGAAAAAGUUUAAUGCUAAAAUAGACUGCCUCAUAGAAGAAAAAAUUAGCAUUUCACAAAUAAUUGAAAAUCCUCGAGUUCUAGAUUCAAGCAUAAGUACUUUACAAAGCCGAAUCAAAGAACUGAUACACGCUGGCUAUGACUUGAGAACAUCAAAUAUCAAUCUUCUGUCUUGGAGUCAGAAAAGAUAUAAAGCUAAAUUGAAAAAGUUAAAUGGAUAGAAUGCUGGGGAAUUUUCAAAGUCUUUUACUAUAAUUUCAUUUUGAAUAUGGACUUUUUAAAAAGGAGAGAUAUGGUGUAUUAAUCACAGACACAUAAUGAUCCUAUGCAUACUUUGUAUUGUAGGUUCAUAAAAAUUCAUGGUUGGUAUGCUCAGAUAUGAAAUGCAACAUCCCAUCAUGAGAUACAGGCCAUGGCUGCCAUGAAGUGGAAGUUCCUGAUGGAGUGCUUAACAGAACAAUGUAUAGAAAGAAAGUACAAAGUAAACUUUUGUCAUUUUCUGUAUAGAUUGAAAAAUUGACAGGUUCCUUUAGGUAGUUUAGUAUUCUCUCAUAAUUUUGAGUGACAGCUUGUUUCUUCUGUUAUGUGCCUAAUUAUGGCUCAUCUUCAAAGUUUAAUGCCAGUAAAAAUUGUAAAAAUAUGACAAAAUAGGUAUUUUUCAUCCCACAUUCUCCAUUGCACCCACCAGUGUACAUCUUCCCACUCCUUACCCACCACAAUUUACUGUGGAUACAUCCUGAUUUCUUUAAAAAUACAAGAGUAAUUGUGGUAGGCAGAAUAAUGGCAGCAUAAAAAUUUCAAUAUCUUAAUCCCUAGAAACCGUGAAUAUGUUAUGUUACAUUGAAGACGUGAUUAAGUUAAAAUGUUACUCGAUUUGGGAGACUUGAGAUGGGGAGUUUAUUUGGUGGGCUAGUGUAAUCGUUUGGAUCCUUAAAAGAAAAAAGGCAAAAGGAGACAGUGAUGUGAUAGAAGAAAGGUCCACUACUUUUUUUUUUUUUUUAAGAUUCUUUUUUUUGAAAGUCAGAGCCACACAGAGAGAGGAGAGGCACAGGCACAGGCACAGGCACAGGGAGGUCUUCCAUCUGAUGGUUCACUCCCCAGUUGGCUGCAACGGCCAGAGCUGUGCUGAUCUGAAGCCAGGAGCCAGGUGCUUCCUCCAGGUCUCCCACGUGGGUGCAGGGGCCCAAGCACUUGGGCUAUCUUCUACUGCUUUCUCAGGCCACAGCAGAGAGCUGGAUUAGAAGUGGAACAGCCAGGUCUUGAACCGGCGCCCAUAUUGGGAUACCAACGCUUCAGGCCAGGGUGUUAACCCGCUGCGCCAUAGCGCCAGCCCCAUGAUUUUGGUUAUUUUCUAGAGGCAUUUUUUUUCUAGAUGUAAACGUUGAAUUAAGUUAUCUAAUGGUGCUCAGUCUUUUUUAUUUUUUUUAAGAUUUUUAUUUUAUUUAUUUGAAAGAGUUAACGGAGAGAGAAGGAGAGAGAAAGAGAGAGAGGUCUUACAUCUGGUUCACUCCCCAGUUGGCUGCAAUGGCUGGAGCAAUGCAGAUCUGAAGCCAGGAGCCAGGAUCUUCUGGGUCUUCUCACAUGGGUGCAGGGGCCCAAAGACUUGGGGCAUCUUCUGCUGCUUUCCCAGUCCAUAGCAGAGAGCUGGAUCAGAAGUAGAGCUGCUGUGACUUGAACCGGUGCCCAUAUGGGAUGCCGGCACUGAGGUGGCAGCUUUACAUGCUACACCACAGUGCUAGCCCCUGUGCUCAGUCUUAAACCUUAUUUGCUUUCAGUGAUGCCUCAAAAAAAAAAAAAAAAAAAAAAAGCCUGUUAGUGAUAGAAGCAAAAUGCUUGCCUUCCUAAGGUUAUUUGUAUAUUCAUUGUUAUUUGUAUAUUCAUUGUUAUUUGUAUAUUCAUUGUUAUUUGUAUAUUCAUUGAUAUUUUUAUUAUACUUAUCUCUUGAGCUUUGAGAUCAUUUCUUUAGAGUGCUAUAUCUGGAAAAAAUCUGUAACUCUAACUUUGCUUAAAUAUUUUACCUUCACUGAACUUGUUUUCUCAUCUGUAAGACUGAAAAUUGAUCUUCCAGUGCUGGUAGGAUUAAAAUGAUAACAGGGUCAGUUCCUUGCACAUAGUACUCAUAGCUAUUUAUUCAAUGGUAGUGGUAAUACAAAGUAACAAUAGUAUUUUACCAGUUUUCUUGAUAGGUAAUUCAUGUGCCAUGCGUUUCACCCUUUUAAAUACACAUUUCCUUUUUAAAAAUGUUGACAGGGGUACAACCAUUGUCCCAGUCUAAUUUUAGAACAUGUGCUUCCCCCCCCCCCCAAAUAAUUGGUGCCUGUUAACAGUCAAUUUCCGUUAUUUCCCUCCUACUCUGGGUAGUCCUAAGCAAAGUGACUGUAUCUUCUUAAAUAUGCAUAUUCUGGACAUAUCAUUUAAAUGGACUCAUGCAAUAUGUGGUCUUUUGAGUCUGACUUUUUUCAGUGAGCCUAAUGUUUUCAAGGUUCAUCCAUGUGGCAUAUAUCACCAAUGACUCUUAUUUGCGAAAUAAUAUUCCAUUGUAUGGAUAUGGUAGUAAUGGGAAUAAAUUUUCUUGUUGUAGUUAAAAACUCAUGCUUCUUUAAGUCUUCUGAAUUGUAGAGUAUUUUCUGAGGUAUUGCUUUGGACUCUUAAGUUAAUAAAGAACUCGAGAGAGAUAGGCGGAGUCAGCACAUUUUGAGACUGUUACCUGGGCUGUAGAGAAAUAGUGUAACCAACAGUAGUUGCAAGUGCCCACGGAGACUGGGCAAACAGAGUAGAAUAAAGCACUUGACUGCUGGGUGGUGGGGGUUGGGGAAGGGACAACUUGGGAGAAACAAGUGGAUGAUGCCUGUCAGGUAAGAUUGACAUGUCGUACUUUAAGGUUUGAGUCUGAUUGAGGCAUAGUCAAUUCUUUAUUUUAAAAAUUGAAUUGGGGACUAACUUUGUGGUAUAAUGAGUUAAGCUGCUGCCUGUAAUGCCAGCAUUCCAUAUGGCUGCCAAUUGGAGUCCCAGCUGCUCUGCUUCUGAUCCAGCUUCCUGUUGAUGUGCCUGGGAAAGCAAUGGAAAAUGGCCCAAGUGCUUGGGCCCCUUCACCCAUGUGGGAGCCCCGGAGGAAGCUCUUGGCUCCUGGCUCUUGGCUUCUUACUAACUCCUGGUCCACCCUGGCCGUUGCAGCCAUUUAGGGGAGUGAACCAGCAGAUAGAAGAUCUCUCUUUCUCUCUCUCUCUCUCUCUUUCUCUCUCUCCCUAUGUAACUGUGCCUUUAAAAUAAAUAAAAUAAAUCUUAAAAAUUGAAUUGUAAACAUUUUUUGUAAUUAGUGAAAAGAAAAAUCUGUGUUUAUAAUGAGAAAAAUGUAAAACCACACAAAAGCGUUACAAUCUUACUCCUCAGAGAGAACAUUUUGGUGAUCCUGUUUUUCCUGUGCAGAAUAUAGCUAUACAUGGAUAAAAUAUUAAUAGCUUUGUAACAUA
Lepus europaeus (European hare) is the source of this 4559-nucleotide messenger RNA. It is a transcript of the gene MTERF1, whose product is annotated as mitochondrial transcription termination factor 1. Gene Ontology annotation, biological process: termination of mitochondrial transcription; regulation of DNA-templated transcription. The record is from RefSeq and is a predicted model, not a curated record. NCBI's taxonomy places the organism in Eukaryota, Metazoa, Chordata, Mammalia, Lagomorpha, Leporidae. The transcript has 3 exons. Gene Ontology annotation, cellular component: mitochondrial matrix. Gene Ontology annotation, molecular function: double-stranded DNA binding. Bases 177 to 1310 code for a protein of 377 amino acids.